Helobdella robusta is the source of this 324-nucleotide messenger RNA. RefSeq lists its product as hypothetical. Gene Ontology annotation, molecular function: nucleic acid binding; zinc ion binding. The coding region runs from base 1 to 324 and encodes 107 amino acids. The transcript has a single exon. The record is from RefSeq and is a predicted model, not a curated record. NCBI's taxonomy places the organism in Eukaryota, Metazoa, Annelida, Clitellata, Rhynchobdellida, Glossiphoniidae.
AUGAAAAACCAUGUGGAACUUCAAAUCGAUUCAGCAAAACAAGCAUCAAAGGCUGACGAAAAGCUGCACAAAAUUCGUGUAGAAUGUUCGUGCUUGAAAUUGGUUCUAGAACAGAAGAGUCAAGAUUAUGGUGCGCCAAACUGCUGGAAUUGUGAAGAAAGAGGACAUCUUCGACGAGAUUGUAAGAAACGCCCUAGAAACAAUUACUGUCAUCAUUGUGCCGCAACAUGGCAUAAACGAUUAAAGGGUGACCCCGCGGAACGAAUGACUGCCUCAAACAAGGAGGCGGGAAACUAUUUGAAAGCCAAUUUCGUAUGGUCGUAG